This is a messenger RNA of Plenodomus lingam JN3, 684 nucleotides long. RefSeq lists its product as uncharacterized. Gene Ontology annotation, biological process: import into nucleus. The record is from RefSeq and is a predicted model, not a curated record. Gene Ontology annotation, cellular component: cytoplasm. NCBI's taxonomy places the organism in Eukaryota, Fungi, Ascomycota, Dothideomycetes, Pleosporales, Leptosphaeriaceae.
AUGACGACAGCAGCACUCGCCGGUAGUACUGGGCUCGUGGGCUCGAAUAUACUGUCUCAGUUGCUCGCUCAUCCAGCCUUCUCUUCCAUCUAUGCCUACACCCGCCGCGAGCUCCCCAACCCCACCGCCUCUACCAAACUCACCCCCAUAAUCUCGACCGAGAGCUCGGAAUGGCCGUCCCUCUUCCCUCGCGAGAUGAAGCCCCGUGUUUUCUUCUCAGGUCUCGGAACUACGAAAGGCGCUGCGGGCAGUAUCGAAGCCCAACGCAAAAUCGACCUCGAUCUCAACCUCGAGCUUGCGCGCGCCGCCAAAGAGGCGGGUACGGAUACCUACGUGCUGAUCAGUACCGCCAACGCGAGCUCAAAGUCCUCCUUCGCAUAUCCCAAGAUGAAAGGCGAGCUCGAAGACGCGGUAAAGGCUUUGGGUUUCAAGCACACUGUCAUUUUGCAGCCAGGGCUUAUUGUGGGAGAUAGAAACGAGUCGAGGCCUGCGGAGACGGCGAUCAGAAUGCUGGCAAAGGGUAUGCGGAGUUUGACGCCUGCUUUGACCAAUUUUUGGGCGCAGGAUGCAAUCGUGAUUGCGAGGGCCGCGGUGAAUGCUGGUUUGAUGUGUGUAGAGGGAAAGAAGGAAGAGGGAGUUUGGCUGGUGGGACAGGCGGAGAUUGUUAGUCUAGGGAAAGAGUGA